AUGGCUACAGUCUCAGGGGAUGAUGGCCCAACGGCGCCGGCGCCUCCAGUAGUCAAUGACACAGCGGCGACGCCCGCAGCCAAGGCAGAGAAGCCACUUCCAAAGCUCACGCCCGCUGAAUUUCGCCAAUACAACAGAAUGGCGGAACACAUGGAUUAUUUCCAUUCAAACUUCAGGGCCACGUGGAAAGUGCUCUACGGUGCCUGUGAAUCGCUGAAAAGACCAAAGAACAUGUCUAUCCGCCAGUUCAUCAAUACAGGCCAGCAAUUCUGCCAAGAACAGCACAUAUUCCCCAUUCUAGCCAAAAAGAUGCCAGCCUUCAAAAAGGAACUGGAACUCUUGACCCAGCAUAAACAGAUCCACGUUGGUCUCGACAAGCUAGAAAAGUAUCUCGAGGAGUGUGGGAGUGGAGAAAGAGAACUCCGCUUGGGAGAGAUGAAGGAAAUUCUCGAUAGCUUUGGAACAGUCUUAUGGCAGCACUUGGACGACGAGGUGAAACAGUUGGAAGCGGAGAACAUGCGCAAAUACUGGACUUUGGAGGAGAUGAGGAGAAUUCCUAUGUAG
Molecule: messenger RNA, 564 nt
Organism: Pyrenophora tritici-repentis Pt-1C-BFP
Lineage: Eukaryota; Fungi; Ascomycota; Dothideomycetes; Pleosporales; Pleosporaceae
Source: RefSeq, a predicted model, not a curated record